Molecule: messenger RNA, 225 nt
Organism: Aspergillus luchuensis
Lineage: Eukaryota; Fungi; Ascomycota; Eurotiomycetes; Eurotiales; Aspergillaceae
Exons: 2
Coding region: 1-225 (74 amino acids)
Source: RefSeq, a predicted model, not a curated record
AUGUUCUUGCUCCGGAUUGCAGAUUUGUGGUGCGUGGCAGCCAUCGCUACGCUGACGUAUAUGACCGAGAAGGCAUCAAAGCCGUGGAAAUGGAAGUUCUACCAAAUGUUUCAGGUCCCGGAAACCAUUGCGAUCGGAUGGAUUUUUCGGGCUGCGGAAGGGGACUGGGUAUCCAUUUCAGUGGCUUCGAAGAACGGAUCUCUACUGCUGAAUGGAAAACCAUAA